Paramecium pentaurelia is the source of this 810-nucleotide messenger RNA. Lineage: Eukaryota; Ciliophora; Oligohymenophorea; Peniculida; Parameciidae. The record is from the annotation of a GenBank genome assembly.
AUGGCACAUGUAAUUUCCUUUCUCAAAAUAUUAUUUCUAAAAUCUAUCAUAUACGAAAAUUGUAUUACAGACGAUGCAGCUGAUUGUAGAUAUACAGAUUUUUCAAUUGUUGGAACAAGCAAUGCCACUUUAGAAAGGUGUGGUUCGGAAACUAAAAAUUUAUUUAUGGGACCUUAUGGAUUUCAAACUAGAGUGACCAAAACAUUUUCAAAUGUUCCUCCAAAUAAAUAAUUGGAGUUUUCAAUUGGCAUUUGGAAAUUAGACUCUUGGGAUAUUGAAGGAUUCGAGAUUUAUGCAAAUGAUGUAUUAAUAGAAAAUCUAUUAUUAAAUCUAAAUGAAGGUACAUUUAUAUGUAGAAAUGACAUUUGGUAAGAUUUAUUAAAGCCCCUCUCAUUAAAAUUUUAAAUAACAGGAACUGAUUUAACAAUAAAAUUAAAAGAUAAUUUAAACUCUAAUUCUUGGCCUGAAGAUCUAUGGGAUGGUAUUAAUUUCAUGAAUUUUAGAAUCUUGGGGAUUUAGAGACUAUAUUUUAAGACUUUCAGUUCCUUGCGUUAACUUUUUUAGUGAAUGUAAUUAUACUGGAACAUUAUUUUAAAUAUGUUAAGGAGAAUAGUCAAAAUUGCAAAAUUAUAUUCCAUUUGAAAUCAAAUCCAUACUUAUGGGACCUGGCAUCAUUGUCAAAUUAAAAGGUCCAAAUUAUUUUGCAGGAGUAUUAUAAGAGUUCACUACUUCCUAGUCUUGUUUGAAUAGUUACAAGGUAUUCAAAUUAUCAACAAUUUAUAGUUUCCAAAGGUUGUUUAUUCGGAAUGA